AUGACUUCCUCUUCGAAGAACAUUGCCAUUUUCGGGGCCAGCGGCAGCAUUGGCAAGAUCAUCCUCAACAGCCUAGUAGCAUCUUCGCAAUUCACGGUCACCGUGAUCUCCCGCCAAGAAAGCGAAGCAGCAUUUCCCUCGGACGUCGCCGUUCACAAGACCGACUUCUCAAACGCAGGCCUUGAGGCCGCCCUCAAGGGCCAGGACGCCGUCAUCUCGGCGGUGGGAGCCACUGCAUUCGGCGAGCAAAAGAAGAUUGUGGACGCUGCCAUCCGGGCGGGUGUUAAGCGCUUCAUCCCAUCGGAGUUCUCGGCAAGCAGCCAGAACGAAGCCGUGCUGCAGCUCCUGCCACUGUUUGGGCAGAAGAAAGAGCUGAUCGAGUACCUCAAGACCAAGGAAUCGGAAGGUCUGACCUGGACGGGUAUUGCGACCUCCUUGCUGUUUGACUGGGGUCUUGGGAACGGCUUCUUGGAAUUUGACAUUGCCAAUCGUUCGGCAACCAUCUGGGAUGGCGGUAACCAUAGCUUCACUCUGACCAACGAGAAGCAGCUCGGUCAGUCUGUCGUCUCGGUCCUGCAACAUCCACAGGAAACCAGCAACAAAUACCUGUACGUGGCCUCGGUGGAGACCACGCAGAAAGAAAUCCUGGCGACUUUGGAAGAAGCAACGGGGGCCAAGUGGACUGUGAAGGAGACAACCACCGACGCGGAAGUUAGUGGGGGAUUCAAGAAGCUCGGCGCGGGGGAUUUCAGCGGCGCCUUUGCGCUGGUUCGUGCCACUGGAUUCGGCAACACCCCUGGUCUCCAUGCGAACUACGCCAAGGACGAGAGUCUUGCAAACGCGGUGUUGGGGCUGUCAUUGGAAAGUAUCCAGGAGACGAUCAAGCGAGUGGUGCAAUAG
Messenger RNA from Penicillium alfredii, 900 nucleotides. Its product is annotated as aromatic alcohol reductase. The record is from RefSeq and is a predicted model, not a curated record. NCBI's taxonomy places the organism in Eukaryota, Fungi, Ascomycota, Eurotiomycetes, Eurotiales, Aspergillaceae. Gene Ontology annotation, molecular function: oxidoreductase activity. The transcript has 3 exons. The coding region runs from base 1 to 900 and encodes 299 amino acids.